Gekko japonicus is the source of this 2271-nucleotide messenger RNA. It is a transcript of the gene IGSF9B, whose product is annotated as immunoglobulin superfamily member 9B. NCBI's taxonomy places the organism in Eukaryota, Metazoa, Chordata, Lepidosauria, Squamata, Gekkonidae. The annotation marks the transcript as partial. The transcript is spliced from 6 exons. The record is from RefSeq and is a predicted model, not a curated record.
GACACAUGGUACGAGUUCCGCGUUCUGGCUGUCAUGCAGGACCUCAUCAGUGAACCCAGCAACAUUGCCGGCGUAUCCAGCACGGACAUAUUUCCCCAGCCAGACUUGACAGAUGAAGGUUUGGCCCGGCCUGUGUUGGCAGGAAUUGUUGCCACCAUUUGCUUCCUUGCAGCUGCCAUCCUGUUCAGCACACUAGCUGCCUGCUUCGUCAACAAGCAACGCAAACGCAAACUCAAACGCAAGAAAGACCCUCCUCUCUCAAUAACCCACUGCAGGAAGAGUCUGGAAUCGCCGUUGUCCUCUGGCAAGGUGAGCCCCGAGAGCAUCCGCACUCUUCGGCCCCCCUCAGAGUCUUCUGACGAUCAAGGCCCUCCGGCCAAGCGUAUGCUGAGCCCCAGCAAGGAGAAGGAGCUGUCUCUUUACAAGAAGACCAAGCGAGCCAUCAGCAGUAAGAAAUACAGCGUUUCCAAGGCUGAGGCGGAAGCCGAGGCAACCACCCCUAUUGAGCUCAUCAGCCGUGGGCCCGAUGGCCGUUUUGUCAUGGACCCUUCAGAAAUGGAGCCUUCGCUCAAGACCCGCCGGAUAGAGGGCUUCCCCUUUGUGGAGGAGACAGACAUGUACCCAGAGUUCCGCCAGUCAGAUGAAGAAAACGAUGACCCAGUGAUGCCCUCCUCUGUGACAGCCCUCAAGUCCCAAUUGACACCUCUCUCCUCCAGCCAGGAGUCUUACCUUCAGCCACCAGCAUACAGUCCCAGAUUCCACCGGGGCAUAGAGGGGACAGGUGCCCUGGAGAGCCGCCUCCAAGCCACUGGUCAGGCUAGGCCUCCCGCUCCCAGGCCAUUCCAUCAUGGCCCGUAUUAUGGUUACCUCAGCAGCAGCAGUCCAGGGGAGAUGGACCCUCCACCUUUCUACAUGCCAGAGGUCAGCCCUCUCAGUUCUGUCAUGUCCUCUCCACCUCUGCACCCCGAAGGGCCCUUUGGACAUCCUACUAUCCCGGAGGAGAAUGGAGAGAAUGCUUCCAACAGCACACUGCCCCUGACUCAGACUCCAACAGGGGGACGGUCUCCCGAGCCAUGGGGCAGGUCUGAGUUCCCUUUCAGUGGUCUAGAGUCUUCGCCCAUCAUGUUUCCUCACCAGCUCCAUCAGUGUGAAAUGAUUGAGAGCGUGCAGCCAAAGGCCAGUCUUCCUAGGGGACCACCACCUUCCUCUCUCCAGGUCCCGGCAUCCUAUCCUGGCAUUCUGGCCCUGGAGGCACCAAAGAGUUGGACUGGCAAGUCACCAAGCAGGAGCCAACCCUCUGUGCCCACCGCCACCAAAUGGCAGGACAAACCUAUGCAACCAAUGGCGAGCCAAGGGCAGCUAAGACAUACCAGUCAAGGCAUGGGCAUACCUGUGUUGCCUUACCACGGGCCAUCCGAGUCAGUCAGCCACAGUGGCACAAGCACAUUCGGCCUGGAUACCAGGUGGUAUGACCCCCAACCUAGACCUCGGCCCAGCCCUCGGCAAGUCAGGAGGGCUGAGCCCAGUUUACAUCAGGUGGUGCUACAACCUUCAAGGCUUUCCCCCUUGACCCAGAGCCCCCUCAGCUCCCGCAACAGCUCCCCGGAGCUGACAGCACGUGCCAGACCGCGGCCAGGCCUCAUCCAGCAGGCGGAAAUGUCUGAAAUCACUCUGCAGCCUCCGGCAGCGGUCAGCUUCUCCCGCAAGUCCACUCCAUCAACGGGAUCUCCUGCCCCGAGCAGCCGAGGAGGGAGCCCCAGCUUCCGUCCUGCCAUGGCUUUCACCUCGUUGGCCACUGGUUACCCUCCCACUCAAUGCCCCUCCCUGCCUGUAGAGCCAAUGGAUGUCUUCGGACCAAUUCCCUCACCGAGGAGGGCCGGGGAGGAGGUUCUUAGGCCAGAGCCAACGGCGACAACCAGUUCCGGAAAACGUCCAUCUCCAACCCGGAACGCUGCUGCACCUGAGAGGCUCGAAGCUCUGAAAUACCAGCGGAUAAAGAAGCCCAAAAAGCCAUCCAAGGGCUCCUCGAAAUCCAAAAAACAGAUCAAUGGUUCUGCUUCCCAGGUUCAGCAACAUCCUAACUCUCAGGUACUGUGGCCCGAUGAAGCUGUCUGUCUGCGAAAGAAGAAGCGACACCCUCGCCAGGACCCCUUUGCCCGCCUCUCAGCACUGAAGGAUGACCUCUGCCACAGGCAGGUCCCCGAGGAUCAGACAGCCAUUCUCAACAGUGUGGACCAUGACGAUUCCAGUGGGCAUGCGACCUUACUUUAG